Wyeomyia smithii (pitcher-plant mosquito) is the source of this 1883-nucleotide messenger RNA. RefSeq names its product probable cytochrome P450 9f2. Gene Ontology annotation, molecular function: monooxygenase activity; heme binding; oxidoreductase activity, acting on paired donors, with incorporation or reduction of molecular oxygen. Bases 84 to 1709 code for a protein of 541 amino acids. Lineage: Eukaryota; Metazoa; Arthropoda; Insecta; Diptera; Culicidae. The record is from RefSeq and is a predicted model, not a curated record. The transcript has 2 exons.
CAGCAGUGACGAAGCAUAGCUCGUAGAGAGCAGACGCAAAAUAAAUCAUUGAUGGAAAUUUUAAUUUGGUUGACCUAAUCGCUAUGAUCAACGUAGAUUUGUUCGUCGUGCUGGCAAUUGGUGCCAUCGUUUUGCUUAUCUAUCAUUAUAUUGCACAGAAAUAUCAAUACUUCCUUUCGAAGCCGAUACCAUGCCUGAAACCGACAUUCUUAUUCGGCAGCAGUUGGCCAGCUCUUACCCGUAAACGAAAUAUAGCGACGCAUUUUCAGCAACUCUACAACACAUAUCCGGAUGCGAAGUUAGUCGGUUUCUACAGUUUCACAAGUCCAACCUUUCUGGUGCGGGACCCAGAAAUAAUAAAAAAAAUUGGCGUGAAGGAUUUUGAUUUUUUUCCCGACCAUACACCGAUGCUACCCAGCCAUAAAUUGGACGGUGAAGUUGGAGAGGAAAGUUUGUUCCAGAAUACGUUGUUCGCCCUUCGUGGCCAGAAGUGGCGAGAUAUGCGUGCAACACUCAGUCCGGCCUUUACCGGGAGCAAAAUGCGGCACAUGUUCACACUGGUUGCGGAAUGCGCUCAGUCGAUGUCCAGUUUCUUCGCCUCCGAAGCUCGGAGCGGGAAAAGAUUGGAGUAUGAAAUGAAGGACACCUUUUCACGACUCGGCAGCGAUGUGAUCGCCACUGUCGCGUUCGGUAUUCAAGUGGAUUCGCUAAAGGUGCGGGACAAUGAAUUUUACUUGAAGGGAAAGGAGAUGCUCAACUUUCAAUCGUUUACUGUCGGGAUGAAAUUGUUUUUAAUGUUUUUCGCUCCCUGGCUGAUGGAAAAGUUAAAACUUGAUUUCAUAAGCUCGAGUUUGAAAAAGUACUUUAAGGGGAUGAUCGUUGAUAACAUGCAGCAACGAAAAACUCAUGGAAUCGUUAGAAACGACAUGAUUCACAUACUAAUGCAAGUGCAAAAAGGUGCAUUGAAACGCCAGAAGGAUGAAGUGGAAACGAAGGAUGCCGGAUUCGCUACGGUUGAAGAAUCUGCCGUUGGAAAGACGGCGAACACGCGAGUUUGGUCGGAGAAUGAAUUAAUUGCACAAUGUUUGUUGUUCUUCCUUGCCGGUUUCGAAACGGUGUCAACAUGUAUGACCUUCCUGACAUACGAGCUUCUGGCCAAUCCAGACGUUCAAGAUCGACUACACCAGGAAAUUAUAGAAACCGAGAGAUCACUUAAUGGAGAACCGCUCAACUAUGAAACACUGCAGCAAAUGCCAUACAUGGAUAUGGUUGUUUCGGAGACUCUUCGACUGUGGCCACCAGCCGUAUUUUCGGAGCGUUAUUGCAACAAAGAUUAUCUCUACGACGACGGGGCCAGAACGCGAUUCACCAUCGAAAAAGGACGUACGCUGUUCAUCCCUAGUUUUGCCCUCCAUCGAGACCCGAAGUAUUUUGAUCGGCCGGAUCAGUUCGAUCCGGAACGAUUUAAUGAAGAAAACCGAUCGAAAAUCAAUCCCGCCACUUAUAUUCCGUUCGGGAUUGGACCACGGAACUGCAUCGGAUCCCGAUUAGCACUGAUGGAAGUGAAGUUGAUUAUAUACUAUUUGUUGAAAGAUUUUUCUUUGGAGCCAACUGAGAAGUCACAAAUUCCACUGCAGCUGAAGAAGUCCAUGUUUGUCUUGAUACCCGAGGGAGGAGUUUGGCUGGAAGUGAAACCCAGGAAUCCAUAGGAUUGCCUACCUUAAGGAGUGAAAAACCCAAAAAAAACGAACAUUUCUAGAGUAUACUCCAAGUUGUGUACAAAACAAAAAUCGGAAUAUAUAUAGUUUGCUUGUCUUUCAGUCACGCGCACGACAAACGAGAAUUACUCAAAUUGUUUUUUCCCAAGCAAACUUUGAACCUGA